This is a messenger RNA of Selaginella moellendorffii, 1857 nucleotides long. Its product is annotated as pentatricopeptide repeat-containing protein At4g02750-like. NCBI's taxonomy places the organism in Eukaryota, Viridiplantae, Streptophyta, Lycopodiopsida, Selaginellales, Selaginellaceae. The record is from RefSeq and is a predicted model, not a curated record. Gene Ontology annotation, biological process: RNA modification. Bases 1 to 1857 code for a protein of 618 amino acids. The transcript has a single exon. Gene Ontology annotation, cellular component: intracellular membrane-bounded organelle. Gene Ontology annotation, molecular function: RNA binding; protein binding.
AUGCUUUCGUUCUACGCUCGCAAUGGCCGCGUCACCGAGGCCAGAGAGCUUUUCGAUCGAAUGCCCGCCAGGAAUGUGAGCUCCUGCAAUGCCAUGCUCGCUGCCUACGCUCACAAGAAAAUGGUGUCGCAAGCUCGCAAGUUCUUCCUCGAGGAAUUUGCGGAGACCAACGUUGUUUCAUGGAACACAAUGCUGGGGCUUUAUGCCCGCGCUGGGCAUCUCCAAAAUGGCAAGAAAAUGUUCGAUUCAAUGCUCGAAAGGGAUUUAGUGUCGUGGAACACGAUCGUUACUGCAUAUGCCCAGAGUGGUCAUGUUGUAGAAUCGAAGAAGCUCUUUGAUUCUAUGCCUGCAUGGGACAUUUUCUCGUGGAACGCCCUUAUAGUCGUUUAUGGGCAGUCAAAGGAGUUUAGAAAGGUGGCGGAUAGCUGUGCUGCCAUGCCCGAAUGGAAUGCUUCAUCGUGGUUAAGAAUGUUAACAGCGUAUGCCGCAAGUGGGCAUUUUGAAGAUGCAAAACGAGUUUUUGAUUCUAUGCCUGAGAAAUCUCUGGCGGCUUACACGAUUAUGCUAGAUGUUUACGCUUCCAGCGGUGAGAUCGACAAAGCUUUCUACCUGUUUAAUUCCAUUGAGGAGAAAGACACGGUUUCUUGGAACGCUAUGCUUACAGCAUUUGUCCAAAGCGGUGAUUUUGCGAAGGCGAAGGCUCUUUAUGAUUUCAUGCCUGAGCACAGCCUUGUCUCGUGUGCUGGAAUGUUACAUGCGUUUGCGAGCAGUGGAAAAGUUGACGAGGCAAAAUCCUUGUUUGAUAAGAUGCCACAGCAAAGCAUUGUUUCGUGGACGGCCAUGGUGGCGGCCUACGCUCAAAACGGGCAAAUCCCCAAAGCAAAAGCCUUGUUUGACAAGAUGCCGGUUUGGGAUGCCGUAGCUUGGAACAUCAUGCUUGAUGGAUAUGCACGAGUCGAUAAUACAAACGAGGCAAAGAAACUUUUUGACGAGAUGAAAGAAACAAAUCUGGUGUCCAGCAACACGAUGCUCACGGCGUACGCUCGGAGUGGCCGAGUCGAGGAAUGCAAGAGCUUGUUUGACGUGAUGAUCAAGAGAAACUUGGUUUCAUGGAACGCCAUGCUCGGUGCUUACGCCCAAAACGGGCUUGUCGAUGACUCAAAAUUGCUCUUUGAUGAAAUGCCAGCUUGGGACAUGGUUUCGUUGAACACUCUCUUGUCCGGCUAUGCCGAGAAUGGGCCUCUUACCGAUGCCAAAGAUUUCUUCUUCCGGAUGAUCCAAAAGGACGUUGUCUCCUGGAAUGUGAUGCUGUGGGCCUUCGCAAGGAAUGGGCUUUUGGACGGGGCCUUGAAAGUGUUGUUGGACGAGAUGCCGGAGACAAAUGUGGUGUCUUGGAAUUCGAUGCUUGCAACUCUCUCCCAGCGAGGAGGCCUGGGGAACGUCGUCAAGCUCUUCCAGAGAAUGGAGAUGGCGGGCAUGGAACCAAACGAGACCACUUUCCUGUGCAUUGUGCUGGGAUGCAACUACGCCGGAAGUGUUUUGGUGGCCCGGGACUUGGUUUGGUCGCUGAGGGGGGACUUCGGCAUGAAACCAUCCAAGGUUAUCUAUGGCUGCUUGGCCGACGUUUUCGCUCGAUCUGGCGAUGUAAGCAACGCACAGGAGCUUGUCAAGAGCAUGCCGUUUGUGAACGACGUCAUCAACUGGCAGAGCUUGCUCAGUUUCAGCCAGAUGAGUCCGAAAGGAGCACCUCUCAUGGCAAAGUUGGCUCUUGAGUCAGAUCCAAACCAUCCGGCACCUUAUGUAAUGCUUGCAAACAUUGUCUCGCACUCAAAACCUUUUAUGAACCAAAUUAUUUAG